Molecule: messenger RNA, 589 nt
Organism: Aricia agestis (brown argus)
Lineage: Eukaryota; Metazoa; Arthropoda; Insecta; Lepidoptera; Lycaenidae
Product: acyl-coenzyme A thioesterase 13
Exons: 3
Coding region: 105-533 (142 amino acids)
Molecular function (GO): fatty acyl-CoA hydrolase activity
Source: RefSeq, a predicted model, not a curated record
UUAUGAAACAAAGGUUCACGCUUAGCGUUUAUACAAACAACAUAAUAUCAAGGGCUUCCUAAAGUAUUGUUGUUCACAUUUACGUAACAUAACCUUACCUAAAAAUGUCCAGCAAAGCAGCAAAAGUCGCAGAGUUAUUUACUAAAACCAUCGCAACUACUCGGUGUUUUGACUCCAAUCUCAGAAAGGUAAAAGUGGUAAGCUGUGACAAUGGCAAGAUGGUGACAGAGUUCCAAGUGGGCCCUGAACAUUUAAACCAAAGAGGGACUCUCCAUGGAGGUUUUAUAGCACAUCUUGUAGAUGCAAUAUCCACUUAUGCGCUGACUGCCAAUGAGAAUUGUGAUACUAGAGGUGUAUCAAUAGACCUGAGUAUAAGCUACCUGAACGCCGCUAGAGAGGGGGACAAUAUCAUAGUUGAGGCAAUAACAAGGAAACUUGGCAAAAAAGUUGCCUUCUUAGAAGUAGAAGUGAGAAAUAAAGAUAAGAAUCAAGUGCUUGCUACAGGAAGACAUACCAAGUAUGUAGGUAUUUAGAUAUGUAAAUGUCAGUGUACUAUAAAUGUAAUUGUUAGCUAAUUUAUACAAUAGCU